This is a messenger RNA of Lutra lutra (Eurasian river otter), 3441 nucleotides long. It is a transcript of the gene POMGNT2, whose product is annotated as protein O-linked mannose N-acetylglucosaminyltransferase 2 (beta 1,4-). Gene Ontology annotation, biological process: protein O-linked glycosylation via mannose. NCBI's taxonomy places the organism in Eukaryota, Metazoa, Chordata, Mammalia, Carnivora, Mustelidae. Gene Ontology annotation, molecular function: protein O-acetylglucosaminyltransferase activity; protein binding. The record is from RefSeq and is a predicted model, not a curated record. The transcript is spliced from 4 exons. Gene Ontology annotation, cellular component: endoplasmic reticulum. The coding region runs from base 1229 to 2971 and encodes 580 amino acids.
UGGGGUUGGGGCCGCUGAGUCCGCAAGCGUGCGCUCUUGCAAAGGCUGCCGUGCCGGGCUCGCCAGUCGAGCAGGCGCACGGCGGGCACCCGCGAGCCCUGCGGCCGCGGACGGGACGGCGCCUCGAGACCUGCCCUCCAUGCCUGGGCCUCCCGGUCUUGUAGCGGGAACAGGGGGAGGCGGCGGCAGCUGUUUGGGCCAAAGCCGGGUCCGCCGACGGCCCACCUGGACGCUUGAGCCCAGCGGAGCCCGGCCUGCGGGCUGCAGACUCCUUCAGUCUGGGACAGCUUCUCAGUCAUUCCUGGUCUUCCGCGACCUUAACUCUUAAAGAGUCCUGGUCAGAGUGCUGCUGCUGGAGGCCAAGCAAGGAAGCGUGGAUUUCCCCCUACCCAACGAUAGAGUCAGCACUCUCCCUUCCCCACCAGCAUGGUUCUUGCAAAAACCUGCUGAAAUGGAAAACCUAAUAUAAGCUCCAGGAUAAGUCUCAGCAAAGAAAGAGAAGAUAGAAGGAACUAAAUGGAGAUUUGAGAACUGAAGAAUGUAGUAACCAAAAUUAAAAAAAAAAAAAAAAUCACUGGUGGGCCCAGUAGAAGAAUGGAGAUGACAGAAGAAAGAACCGGUGAACAUGAAAACAAACAGGAGAAAUUAUCCAAUUUAAACCGUGAAGAGAAAAUAGACUGGGAAAACAAAUUGAACAGAACGUUAGACAUCUCUAGGACAAUACUUUUUUAAAAUUUAGCAUUCGUGGACCAGGCUUCUGAAAAGUAGACAAAAGAACAUUCUUCAGGGCCACGCAAGAGGAAGGACGUACUACGUCCAGGGGAAAGGCGCUUCACGUACAGUAGAUUCCUCCUCAGAAACAUGGCAGCCGGAGGGAGGCUGCCCAGCCUAAGCGUUUGUGUGCUGAGAGAAAGCACUGUCACACUGAAGUUCUGUCCCAGUGAAAAUAUCCUGUAGGAAAGAAGGGGAAAUCAAGACAUUUUCUUCACCUGAAGGAACACUGGGAGAAUUUGCUCUCAGCAAAUUUCCCUAAAAUGAUGACCAAAGGAAGUUCACCGGAGAAGUGGUAACAGAAGAAAACCUGGAACAUCAGGGACAAAGAAAGAACAGGAAGAGUAAAAAUGCUUGUGCUGGCGCUAGGGGCGCCCGCGGGGAUGGGUAGAGCCCGCCAGGCCUGCGGCGCCGCCCGGGGGCUGUGCUGGCGCUAGGGCCCCACAGCGGCAUUAGGAUGCACCUGUCGGCCGUGUUCAACGCGCUCCUGGUGUCGGUGCUGGCGGCGGUGCUGUGGAAGCACGUGCGGCUGCGCGAGCAUGCGGCGGCGCUGGAGGAGGAGCUGGCCGCUGGCCGCCCCGGCCCGGAGCCCGCCCCCGCGCCCAGGAUCGACUACCCCAAGGCCCUGCAGCUCCUGGCGGAGGGCGGCACGCAGAUGGUGUGCAGCGGCCGCACGCACACCGACCGUGUGUGCCGCUUCAAGUGGCUCUGCUACUCCAACGAGGCCGAGGAGUUCAUCUUCUUCCACGGCAACGCCUCGGUCAUGCUGCCCAACCUGGGCUCCCGGCGCUUCCAGCCGGCGCUGCUCGACCUGUCCACCGUGGAGGACCACAACACCCAGUACUUCAACUUCGUGGAGCUGCCGGCCGCCGCCCUGCGCUUCAUGCCCAAGCCCGUGUUCGUGCCCGACGUGGCCCUCAUCGCCAACCGCUUUAACCCCGACAACCUGAUGCACGUUUUCCACGACGACCUGCUGCCCCUCUUCUACACCCUGAGGCAGUUCCCGGGGCUGGCGCACGAGGCGCGGCUCUUCUUCAUGGAGGGCUGGAGCGAGGGCGCUCACUUUGACCUGUACAGGCUGCUCAGUCCCAAGCAGCCACUCCUGCGGGCGCAGCUGAAGGCGCUGGGCCGGCUGCUGUGCUUCUCCCACGCGUUCGUGGGUCUCUCUAAGAUCACCACCUGGUACCAGUACGGCUUCGUCCAGCCCCAGGGCCCCAAGGCUAACAUCCUUGUGUCCGGCAAUGAGAUCCGGCAGUUUGCCCGGUUCAUGAUGGAAAAGCUGAACGUGAGCCACGCGGGGGCGCCCCUGGGCGAAGAGUACAUUUUGGUUUUCAGCCGCACCCAGAACAGACUCAUCCUGAAUGAGGCCGAGCUGCUGCUGGCGCUGGCCCAGGAGUUCCAGAUGAAGACGGUGACGGUGUCCCUGGAGGACCAUGCCUUCGCCGACGUCGUGCGGCUGGUCAGCAAUGCCUCCAUGCUGGUCAGCAUGCACGGGGCCCAGCUGGUCACUGCCCUCUUCCUGCCCCGCGGGGCAACCGUGGUGGAGCUCUUCCCCUAUGCGGUCAAUCCGGACCACUACACCCCCUAUAAGACGCUGGCCACGCUGCCCGGCAUGGACCUCCAGUACGUAGCCUGGCGGAACACGAUGCCCGAGAACACGGUCACGCACCCCGAGCGGCCCUGGGACCAGGGGGGCAUCACCCACCUGGACCGGGCUGAGCAGGCCCGUAUCCUCCAGAGCCGUGAGGUUCCGCGGCAUCUUUGUUGCCGGAACCCUGAGUGGCUCUUCCGCAUCUACCAGGACACCAAGGUGGAUAUCCCGUCCCUCAUCCAAACCGUGCGGCGUGUGGUGAAGGGCCGGCCUGGGCCACGGAAGCAGAAGUGGACCGUCGGCCUCUACCCAGGCAAGGUUCGGGAGGCGCGGUGCCAGGCGUCCGUGCAGGGCGCCUCCGAGGCCCGCCUCACCGUCUCCUGGCAGAUCCCCUGGAACCUCAAGUACCUGAAGGUGAGGGAGGUGAAGUACGAGGUGUGGCUCCAGGAGCAGGGGGAGAACACUUACGUGCCUUACAUCCUAGCCCUGCAGAACCACACCUUCACCGAGAACAUCAAGCCCUUCACGACCUACCUGGUGUGGGUCCGCUGCAUCUUCAACAAGAUCCUCCUAGGACCCUUUGCAGAUGUGCUGGUGUGCAACACGUAGCGAGUGUGCUGUGGCCAGGCCGCGGUGGGGGGCGGGGAUGGCUCCCCUGGCGCAGUGGGUCCAUUGGUGUCCUGCGGUGGCUUCCAGGAAUUAUUUAUUUAUCGAGCAGGCCUUCCCCAGGCCUGUGCCUCCGCGUCUUCUUACUGGGUCUAGAGCGUGACGUUCCCAGCACUUUUUGCACUGGUUAGUGGGACCCUCCCAACCCCCUUCUCCUGUCCUGAGCCUCCGUACCCUGGAGAAGGUCCUCAGUGGGAGGAGAAAGAAGGAGAAUGAAAAUCCUAAGGAGCCUCUGGCUGAGAAAUCGUGCUGUACCGUACUGAAUCUCUCUGGUUGAUAUCGAGAUGUCUGGAAACUGUGAGUAAAUCAUGUGGUUGCUUGGGUGGGUGGUUCAUCAGCUUCCAUCAUCAUGAAAUUCACCUGUAGCACAGUGAAGGUGUGUUUGGAACAUUCAUUAAAUGAUUAUAAACAUC